AUGCAGCCGCCGCCCCGAAAAGUGAAGCCGGCCCAGGAGGUGAAGCUUCGCUUCCUGGAGCAGCUGAGCAUCCUUCAGACCCGGCAGCAGAGGGAGGCGGAUCUGCUGGAGGACAUCAGAUCCUACAGCAAGCAGAGGGCAGCCAUUGAACGGGAGUAUGGGCAGGCUCUCCAGAAACUGGCUGGGCCAUUCCUGAAGAGGGAAGGGCACCGGAGUGGGGAGAUGGAUAGCAGGGGCAGGACGGUGUUUGGUGCCUGGCGCUGCCUGCUGGAUGCCACCAUGGCUGGGGGCCAAACCCGGCUCCAGGCGUCUGAUCGCUACCGUGACCUAGCAGGGGGCACAGGGCGGAGUGCCAAGGAGCAGGUGCUUAGGAAGGGAACAGAGAACCUCCAGAGGGCACAGGCUGAGGUGCUGCAGUCUGUCCGGGAGCUGAGCCGUAGUCAGAAGCUGUAUGGGCAGCGGGAACGUGUGUUGACCUUGGCACAGGAGAAGGCAGCUGAUGUCCAGUCUAGACUGAACCGAAGUGACCAUGGAAUUUUCCACUCUCGGACCAGUUUGCAGAAACUGAGCACCAAGCUGUCCGCCCAGUCGGUCCAGUACUCCCAGCAGUUGAGAGUGGCCCGCAAUGAGUACCUGCUCAACUUGGUGGCCACCAAUGCCCAUCUUGACCACUAUUACCAGGAGGAACUGCCAGCGCUGCUCAAGGCCCUGGUCAGUGAGCUGUCAGAACACUUGAAGGACCCCCUGACCUUACUGAGCCGCACUGAGCUGGAAGCUGCAGAAAUGGUCCUGGAGCAUGCCCGCCAUGGGGGGCAGGCAACUUCCCAGGUAUGCUGGGAACAGGAUGUGAAGCUGUUUCUUCAGGAGCCUGGAGUAUUUUCCGCCACUCCACCUCAGCAGUUUCAGUCAGCAGGGACUGAUCAGGUGUGUGCCCUGGAGAGGGGAGCAGGAGAUAUGGCUGGGGAGAGCGACCUGGAGAAAGAGGUUCAGCGCUGGACGAGCCGAGCUGCCCGCGACUAUAAGAUCCAGAACCAUGGGUACCGGGUGCUGCAGCGACUGGAGCAGAGACGGCAGCAGGCUCCAGAGCGGGAAGCUCCAGGCAUAGAACUGCGGCUACAGGAAGUGAGGGAGAGCAUUCGGCGGGCACAGGUGAGCCAGGUGAAGGGGGCUGCCCGGCUGGCCCUGCUACAGGGAGCUGGCCUGGAUGUGCAGCACUGGCUGAAGCCAGCCAUGACCCAAGCCCAGGAUGAGGUGGAGCAGGAGCGACGGCUCAGUGAGGCUCGGCUGUCCCAGAGGGACCUUUCCCCCACCGUUGAGGAUGCUGAGCUUUCUGACUUUGAGGAAUGUGAGGAGACAGGAGAGCUCUUUGAGGAGCCAGCACCCUCAGCCCUGGCCACCAGGCCUCUCCCCUGCCUGGCACAUGUGGUGUUUGGCUAUCAGGCAGGGCGUGAGGAUGAACUGACCAUCAUGGAGGGUGAAUGGCUGGAGGUCAUAGAAGAGGGAGAUGCUGAUGAAUGGGUCAAGGCUCGGAACCAGCACGGCGAGGUAGGCUUUGUCCCUGAGCGGUAUCUCAACUUCCCGGACCUCUCCCUCCCUAAGAGUGGCCAUGACAGCGACAAUCCCUCGGGGGCAGAGCCCACAGCAUUCCUGGCCCGUGCCCUGUACAGCUACACAGCACAGAGCACAGAGGAGCUGAGCUUCCCUGAGGGGGCGCUCAUCCGUCUGCUGCCCCGGGCCCAAGACGGAGUAGAUGACGGCUUCUGGAGGGGAGAAUUUGGGGGCCAUGUUGGGGUCUUUCCCUCCCUGUUAGUGGAGGAGCUGCUUGGUCCCCCAGGGCCACCUGAACUUUCUGACACUGAACAGAUGCUACCAUCCCCUUCUCCUCCCAGCUUCUCCCCUCCUGCACCCACCUCUGCCUCAGAUGGUCCCCCUGCACCUGUCCUGCCUAGGGACAAUGCCCUGGACUACCCUGGACUCCUGGACAUGAUGGCACCUCGACUCAGGCCGAUGCGUCCACCACCUCCCCCGCCAGCUAAAGCCCCGGAUCCUGGCCACCCAGAUCCCCUCACCUGAAGGCCAGGGGAUCACUGCCUCCCAGUGAUGCUGCUGCCCCUAUCUCCAUGCUGUCAGAGA
Cynocephalus volans (Philippine flying lemur) is the source of this 2133-nucleotide messenger RNA. It is a transcript of the gene FCHSD1, whose product is annotated as FCH and double SH3 domains 1. Lineage: Eukaryota; Metazoa; Chordata; Mammalia; Dermoptera; Cynocephalidae. The transcript is spliced from 20 exons. Gene Ontology annotation, molecular function: protein binding. Gene Ontology annotation, biological process: neuromuscular synaptic transmission; regulation of actin filament polymerization. Bases 1 to 2073 code for a protein of 690 amino acids. The record is from RefSeq and is a predicted model, not a curated record. Gene Ontology annotation, cellular component: neuromuscular junction; recycling endosome.